Molecule: messenger RNA, 5488 nt
Organism: Drosophila subobscura
Lineage: Eukaryota; Metazoa; Arthropoda; Insecta; Diptera; Drosophilidae
Gene: rsh
Exons: 19
Coding region: 79-5358 (1759 amino acids)
Biological process (GO): activation of GTPase activity; regulation of small GTPase mediated signal transduction
Cellular component (GO): cytoplasm
Molecular function (GO): protein binding; GTPase activator activity
Source: RefSeq, a predicted model, not a curated record
AAGGAGUAACCAGCCAAGCCCAAGGAUAUCGUUGACUUGCAAAGGAUCUGCAGCUGCAGACACAUAACGCCAUGCGCCAUGUCAAAACUUCGGCAUUACAGGUCCAUGGAUCAGCCCAGCAGCAGCGGCUGCGUGGCCAUCCGCAAGAAGACUAUGACAGCGGUGUGCUUUGUGUGCAACCUGCCCAUCAUGUCCCACCAGGUGGGGCUGGUGUGGUCAGGUGGCAACGGCUGGGACGACCUCGUCCGCGAACAGCUGGAGGAGUCAACGAUCCGGCAACGUUUAGGCGGACGUCGCGACUCCGCCGCCCAGAUCACUACCCCGCCGAGCACUUCGCCACCGCCAGGUCUGCAGCGGCGGAGGCGCAGCUCCUUGGCCCAGCUUACUGACAUUCUGCGCGAGUGGAGCGGCGGCACCAAGCAGCAGACCCAACAGCAGCAGCAGCAGCAGGCCCAGCAGCAGGCGCGCAACAACAAGGCACAGUUGAAUCGGCGCGAAACUCUGGCCGAUCUCGCCCGCAGCCUGCCCUGGCGGACAUCGACGACAGAUGCGAGCACUGGUGCUGGUGGUGCUGGGGCUGGUUGCAGCUCGAGUGGCGGCAAUAUCACGUACAUUGCCCCACGCAAGCGUCGCGAGUCGAGCGCCGAUUCCGGCAUACGCAGCAUCAGGUCCCGGCGCGAUUCGAACACGGCCGAGUUCGUCAAGCACUGGAACAGGCGCGAGAGCGCCGCAGUUGAGGAACAGCCGCCGAGCCACAUAUCCGUGAAUGUGGUUGUCGUCGAAACUACUACUAAGAGCGCUUCGCGCCGCGGAUCCGGGGAGAGCUACCUGUCGAGCAGCCGGCGGGACAGCAAUGUCGCCGGCCGCGUGACAACGCCGCCACCGCCACCCAAGUACCAGGUGACCAAGAAGCGGGACUCGCUCGCCGCCCCGGAAUUCCCCAACUUCCGGCAGGAGCAGCGCCCCUCCACCAGCUCCGCCGGCUCCUGUCACUCCGACUCCGUCUCCGUGCCACUAAUCCAGUACCAUCAGCAGGUCGACUCCGCGUGCCAGGCCCUGCCGCCGCCCACCAUCAUCACCAGCUCGGUGACGCCGCCGGCCACCAGCCCGACGGCACCCAAGAGUCGCCGCGACUCCACCACGCAGUGCGGCCGCGUCAAUCGGCGCGACUCGAAGGCGGGCCACAGCCCGGAGCGCGCGCCGCGCAUGAACCGCCUGCAGCGGCAGGCCACGGCCUUCGACGAGAGCGUCCUGCCCGGCGGCAGUCGACGCGGCUCCCAGCCGGCCCUCAGCCCGGAUCCGCCCGAGGACUGCGAGCGACGAGCCUCGCGCCGCGACUCGCUCUCCCCGGACAGCGCCUCGCGCGGCGGUCGUCGCGACUCGCGCACCCAUCUCUCGCCCGACCGCACACACGAGCGAGACGGCAGCCCGCGACGGCACACGCUGCGCCGCCAGAGCAGCUCGGCGGCCCGCCACUCGCCCGAGUCCAACAGCUGCGGCUCGUCGCGGGACCCCAGUCCCUGCUCGCGUCCACCGCCGCUGCCGACGGUGGAGCAGAACCAGCGACCCGCCAUCCGGCGCCAGUCCACCACGGAGGAGAUUCUCAUUGCUCGCGGCUUUCGGCGUCAGUCCACCACGGAGGAGAUGAUCCGCUGCCGCAACUUUCGGCGCCAGAGCUCCCAGAGCGACGAUGUCUGUCGCUAUCGCGGACGUCGCGAUUCAUCGGCACAAAUCAUUGACGGCACCAUCGGCACCAUGACCGUGGAGACCACCAGCACUUUUUUUGACUCCAGCACACAGACGGAGCCAUCGCCGCUGUACGACAACAACCACUACCAUGAGGAGUGUCUGCGGUGCAACUCGUGCGGCUUGAAUCUCACAGGACCCAACCAGAAGCGCGCCAGGAGGUUCAAGAACCAGAUCCUGUGCGACCUGCAUUUCGCAGACGUGGCCCUAAUGGAGUGCUCCGAUUUUAUGCAGCAGCUGCGUAGCUUCAAGCCCCAAUCGCUCGGCUGUGCGGUGGCGCGACGCAAGAGCUCCACGACGUUGAUAUUCCCAUUGCCUCCGCAGGCAUGUUCAGAUGAGUUCUGCGAGGAAUAUCCGCACAAUUUGAUGCCCACGCCCGGCUAUUGGAUCGAGUGUUCGCGCCAGAAGAUCUCAAUGCCCACGCCACACACCAUUUGGGAUGAGAGCGACUCCGAGCAUGAGGACAUUAGGGCGGGCAGUGCCAGCGAUGCGUACUUGGAGCGUGAAUGCAGCGAUCUCUACGAGGACGAUGAGGACUCGGAGGCCACACCAAGUCCACGCAAAAAGACAACCAUUGAGGAGCAAUGGGAUCAGCAGGGCGCCUUCGAGCUCAUUUCCGUGGAGCAAGAGACGUACGAAAAGUAUUUCUAUGGCACUGAGCACUGGAAUUACUUCACCAGCGACGAGGAUCUUGGCCCCGUCAUACUGUCCAUCAAGCAGGAGACGCUCAACGGACGCGAUCAGUUUCGCAUUCUGGUGCGUGCCGGCUCCUACACGGUACACGGAUUAAUACCAGCCUCCUGCGUCUUUGCCGAUCGAUAUAAUCGCGAGGAGGUUGUUCGUUCCUUGGGCAAAGAAGUGAAUUUAAAUCCGCCACUAACAUUGGGACAACUACCAGACACACCGGAGGAGUUAUUGAAGUUGGAUCAGGUUUUCAUCAAAUCCGAGCUGAAAGUUGGCGUCAUAUUCGUCAAGGAGGAUCAAUAUACCGAAGAGCAAAUACUGGACAAUAAUGAAAAUUCACCGCUCUUCGAUGAGUUCCUCACACUGCUCGGCGAUCGAGUGCGCUUGCGCGGCUUUGACAAGUACAAAGGUGGCCUCGACACGGUCCAUGAUCUCACUGGGCUCUUCUCUGUUUAUACAAACUGGCGCAACAUUGAGAUCAUGUUUCACGUUUCCACGCUGCUACCGUACGAGAAACACGAUCCACAAAAGUUACAGCGUAAGCGACACAUUGGCAACGAUAUUGUCUGCGUGGUGUUCCUCGAGGCGGACAACACACGCUUCAGUCCGGCCUGCAUCAAGAGUCACUUUCUGCACACAUUCAUACUGGUACGCGUUUCGGCACGCAUCAAGCACAAGCCGACGCGCUAUGAGGUCUCCGUGGUGACGCGCGACGAGGUGGGCGCCUACAAGCCGUAUCUCUGGGAGCAGUCCGUCUUCGAGAAGGGGCCCAUGUUCCGGGAGUGGCUGCUCACGAAGAUUGUGAAUGGUGAGCGGGCCUCGUACUCGGCACCAAAGUUUGCUCGGAUGCAGGAGCGUACACGGUCGCAGAUGCUCGAGGAUCUGGUGAUGAAUUUAUCGAAUCAUGCGGAAACUGGUCAGAUACCAAAGCCGUAUCGUCGCGGCUCCUGGCGACCGAUUGGUGAGGAUGAGUAUUUCAAAAUGUUGCAUGCUCGCGUCUUAGACAACAAUACACAUAAUGAACAACAACAACAACAACAACUGCAACAAACCUACAACAAUUGUUGCUAUUGCAAGGCCGAGGAAACGGGCGCCUCAAAGGGCUGGGGGCAGACAAUGGCACACAGACAACACACAACAACAACAACAACAAACAGCAGCAAUGCAGAGACACAACAACAACAACAACAACACCAACAGCUACACCAACAACUGCAACAACAACAACAACUAUACCAACAACAGCAACUGCAACACUCAACGUCGUCACUCACACACACAUCGUGUUGCGCCAUGCUGCACCUCUGUGUGAGGCAUAGUCACAUGCGACCAUCGUCACCGCUGCUGGACUCGGUGCGGGAUCAGUUCGAGGACUACGAUCAACUGGCCAAGGACUUCACGCGAGUGUUCCUGAACGAGGAGCCAUCGUGCCUGAGCAACUCGCAUCUGUUCGAUGUCGUCUUCCUGGUGGGUCAAUCCAAGCAGAAGGCCCGCUUCAUUGGCGUCCGGGCCAUACUGGGCGUGCGCAGUCGCGUCUUUCAGGAGAUGCUCUACGGCAUCCAGACGGGCUUCGGCUCACCGCAGAUACCCGUCGCCGAGAUCUUCGCCCGCCCAGCCCCGUCGCUGGUCUCGCCACAGAACCAAAAGCCGAAGAGCAACAAUUAUCUGACGGUGCCGGACUCGGACUCGAUACGACCGAAGAGUGUGCCAUCGUCGCCGAUGGUGAAGCGUGCCUUCUCCCGCCUGGGCACCAUUACGGCUGGCUGGGGUCGUUCCAUACGCAACAAGAACUCGAAUCAGCUGAAUCCCGAUGACAAAAAGAAGUGGAUAUCGUCGACAGAUUGUUCGAAUAGGGACAGCAAGGACAAGGACAAGGAUAAGCCGGGCAACAAUCAGCUGGCUGUGCCCCGGCUCUCCGUGUGCGCCGAUGCCCAAAAGGUGGACCGGGCCAAGCUCGCACAGACGGAGUUUAACAUCAUCGAAUUCGAUCCGGAUACGUUCCGUGUGCUGCUCGACUAUCUGCACACGGGCACGUGUCCGCUGACGUGUGUGUCCAUACCGGGACUGCUGUGUGCCGCGGAGCACUACGAUCUGCCGGAGCUGCUGCAGGCGUGCUUUCACCACUGCAAGCAAUUCCUGCGCAUCGAGGUUGUCUGCCCGAUGCUCAUCUCGCUGGAGAACUACUACUGGCGGUACACAUCCGCCUCGGAGCUGGUCAACAUGAUUCUGUCGUUUGUGGAGAGCAAGGCGCAUGCGCUGUUCAAGUGCCCGGAGUUCUUGCAUCUGUCCGAGUCGAUGGUGCAGAUGAUAAUGUGCAGGGAGCUGCAGACGCCCGAGAUACGCAAGUUCGAGGCGAUGCUGGCGUGGGCCCAGCACAAGGUGGCCAAGCUGAAGAACCAUCCCAACAAAGACACACAGUUCGAGUUCGAGUGCAUCAUGGAGCGGCUGACGCGCGAUCUCAAUCUGUGCCGCAUCUCGCCCAGCGAGCUGCUCACCGUCGUUCUGCCCUCCAAGUCUAUGAAGAACGAGCGCAUCAUGGAGACGCUGAUGGUGCAGGUGAAUCUGGGCACGUACCGCAUGCCCGAGCUGGACGCCUACCGCCAGCAGCUGCGGCAGCAGGAGUCCGCCGAGGCCACCGUGCAAGUCCACCGGGUCUACCCGCCCAACGAUGUGCGCGCCUAUGCCAUGGCCUCCCUGGCCGCCGCCCUCGAUAUGCAGCAGCAGCAGUCGCAGCAGCGCGACGCCACCGACGAGGAGGUGGAGCUCUAUGCCAGCUUCAACAUGGGCCCGAGCACCAGCCGAGUGGCGGCCCAAAUGCAGGCGGCCAAGGAGGCACGCCGCAAGCGGUGGGCGGCCGAUGGGGCCAGCGGGAGCAGCGGCGAUGGUGCCUGUCCCAGUGGCAGCAGUUCAAGUGGUCGGCGCUAUUAACCAAAAUAAUCUCUAUCGAAGCGUGUGCUCGUGUGUAUGUGUGUGUAUCUAUAAGUGUGCAAGUGUUUGCAUGUGUGUUUGUGUCUAAACCCACCGCUAAGCAGCGCCUGAGCCCAUCCAAAUCGAAACU